CUUGAAAGCAGCAUCAGUCUCCGGGCUCCUGGGUGUGUGUGUGAGUGUGUCUGUGUGCAGUCACUUCAGCUCACAGACUGGGAGCGAAAACACCAGAAACCACAGUCCGCGUGCCUGUCAGCGAGACCCCGUGUUUGAAAACUUCUGCUCUUCCUCCAGCGCAAGGACAGAAUGGGAAACUAUCCGAGCUAGUUUCGUGAAGAGGACAUACAUUCAGAGGGGAACUGUGCUAAAACUACCAGGUUGAGCAUUCGGUCCACACCAUCUAAGUCCAGUGAAGGACCAGGAGCACAGUGGACAUGCAGACCUUUCUUAAAGGCCGGAGAGUCGGCUACUGGCUCAGCGAGAAGAAGAUGAAGAAGCUCAACUUUCAGGCCUUUGCUGAUCUGUGCAGGAAACGAGGAAUAGAAGUUGUUCAGCUCGAUCUCAGCCAGCCUCUGGAGGAGCAGGGUCCUUUGGACGUCAUCAUCCACAAACUGACUGACCUCAUCCUAGAGGCUGACCAGAAUGAUUCACAGGCCGUGCUGCUCGUGCAAAGAGUACAGGACUAUAUUGAUGCCCACCCUGAGACCAUUGUUCUUGACCCCCUGCCAGCAAUCCGAACUCUGCUGGACCGCUGCAAGUCCUAUCAGCUCAUCCACAGGAUAGAGGGCUGUAUGCAAGACAACAGGAUUUGCUCUCCUCCAUUCAUGGUCCUGAACACCGAGUGCAGCCCAGAUGUGCUGGAGCAGAUCAGGAGACAAGGACUCACAUUCCCCUUCAUUUGCAAAACACGGGUGGCUCAUGGCACUAACUCCCACGAGAUGGCCAUCAUCUUCAGCGAAGAGGACCUGAAGGACGUGAAGCCCCCGUGUGUGAUCCAGAGCUUCAUCAACCACAACGCAGUGCUCUACAAGGUGUUUGUGGUGGGAGACUCCUACACUGUGGUGGAGAGACCUUCGCUGAAGAACUUCCCUGCUGGUCCAGCAGACAGGAAAGCCAUUUUCUUCAACAGCCACAAUGUGUCCAAGCCAGAGUCCUCCUCAGACUUGAACUCUAGAGAGAACGUGGAGGGAGUGUCUCAGCCACCCAGCGAUGACGUCAUCAGGGAGCUGUCCAGGUCUCUGCGGGAGGCGCUGGGCGUGUCACUGUUUGGCAUCGACGUCAUCAUCAAUAACCAGACGGGCCAACACGCCGUCAUCGACAUCAAUGCAUUCCCAGGUUAUGAGGGCGUUCCGGAGUUUUUCAAUGACCUCCUGAACCACAUCAGCAGCGUCCUCCAGAGCCACAACCCUGACUUCACCUCCACCGGCGAGCAGCCCAAAGCUCUGCCCGCGAACACCACGGUACCCAACAGCGCCAUCCCGUCGGCCCCCGGCUGCUGCGGCAUGCUGGGCAAAGACGCCGGCGGCAGCCCCUGGAUUGUAGAGGGCGACGGAGGCCUGAAGGGCCCGCGUCAGAGACUGGGCUGCAACUCCGCCAUGUCCCCCAACUUCCAGCAGCACUGUGUCUCUACGAUAGCCACCAAGGCUUCCUCCCAGUGACUGUUCCCCUCUCUCCAGUUAAUCCCCGAACAAAGAAGCGGCAGUGGUGACAAUAUUAAUGAAUAAUAAUCAUAAUAAUUAUGAUGUUAAUGACGAUAAUAUAUCUAAUCAACAAAAACCUUUUCCUAUAUAGUUAUUGAAAAUGGUGGUGAUUGGCUGUAAACCUUCUCUUUUUUUUCCUCUCCCUCUGCCUUUUUGUAUUUUUUUGGUUUUGUCUAAUGAGACUUAACAGUACUGUAAUGUGAACUUUUUGCCUAAUCGCUGAUUUAUGUUUCUUUCUGUAAUUAAUGCAAGGGUCCAGAUGAGGUAGCUAAACGGGAAUGGCCGAGUCAGGAUGUGCCACUAAAUGUGCAAUGUAUAGAUCCCUUGUGUCUCACCGUAUACACACGCAGGUACGAUCACAUUGCGACAGACCGUGCCAGUGAUGUGUGUCUGAAUUCUGGUCAAUACCACUGACUCUUCUGCACAAAGUGAGGCUGAGAAGAGACGACUGGGCAUUUGAACACUACAGAUCCCCCCGGCUGCUUAUGUGAUGGUGGCCAACCGGCGUCAGGCGAUGAUUGAUUGAUUGAUUGAUUGAUUGAUUGAUUGAUAGACAGUGAAAGUGAAUGACAAGGUAACUUCAGGCUUGUUAGAUUCAACGAACAGUAAAACUGUUUCCCUUUCAGAGUGCCAUCUAAUUUACGUUGAGUAGGAAAGCACAUUUUUAACAAAGGUUAAAAAAAAAAAAGACAGGAAGUGAAUCUCCAUAAUCACGUGACCAAGUUAUUUUUUUUUUAGAUAUAUAUAUAUAGAGAGAGAGAGAGAGAGAGAGGUCUUUGAGUGUUUUGGUGUAUGUCGGGUGUUCAUCAAACAAAACCUGGUUUUGUUUUGGAGUCCCAGCCUCAGUCUCCAGUGCAGGAAGGACGAGGAUCACAUUCCUUUCUAUGUUUUGUGGCCGUUUUCCGAGAAUUCCAUGAUUUUCUUCCAAAUUCCAGUGGGAUCCUGAGGUUCUCCCCUAACGUCUGGCUUUUUUUGUCUUCAGUGUUUUUGUCUGUAAUGUGAGCAAACUACUCCCCUGAGACCCACUUGACCUAUCAACAGACCUGCUGUCACUUUUUAUCAAGUUGUUAGGAAAUCAGUCAUGUCGGUGAGGUCCAGGUAAAUUGUCUUUGAGCGCGCUCCGAAAUCGGGUGUCAUCAUUUUUGCUGUUGAUUUCAAAAGAUAAGAAAAAAAAUGGGAGUUUGUUGAACUUAAUUCUCAGUUGAAAUGAAAGUCAAACAGCACUUAUCAAGGGUCCGAGCACACAAAUUGUGAAGGACCCUCUUGAAACUGCUCUGUUAAUUAUUAUUAUUAUUAUAUUAUUAUUUUUUUUCUGAGAUUUUAUGGGGGGGGGAAAUGUUUUAUAUAAAUUAACUGAAAGCAUGUGUUUCUGAACAAACAGUGGACAUUUACUAUGGAGGAUGGUAAAAUGAUGAAUCUGGUCGUCAGAGGGACAGAGGAACCUUGCGGUUGUUGCUGUUGUCUCUCUCUAGCAUCUAGUGGGAACAACCACCAACCCUCAGUGCAUGCAGUUUAUUGCGUUCCCCCCGAGCCUGCGUCAUCUUCUCUUGUCCCAGAGAGCGUCUCCGAGCAGUUUUCAUUUCCUCACAGUAUCAGUUUAUCUGGCUGUUUCUCUCGCUUUUGCAACCACAAAAGAUCACUGCGGCCAUCUCACCAGCAUCUCUCCGGGACAAAAGAAAACCAAUGAGCUAUCAUAUAGUUACACAUCAUGUUAUGGGGUGACAUGGUUUUUAAUUCCAUACACUAAAGGUGUAUCCUGAAGGGAAAAAAAACAAAAGAAUUCCACCAUGUAUUGCGACAGGCUCAGGGGGGAAAAGUUCCACAUCCGUUUCUCCUCAUCUAGGUGUUUCUUCACCCAGAAAAAAAGAGGGGGUGAAGUCGAGAAUGCACUCCACUUCAAAUUGGAAAGACUGGUAUCGACGUACACCACUAUACUGUGUCCUAUCUCGUGUUCCUAACUGUGCUUCUAUAUUGGAAAUAAAUGGUAGUAAUGGUUAA
Solea senegalensis (Senegalese sole) is the source of this 3563-nucleotide messenger RNA. It is a transcript of the gene itpk1b, whose product is annotated as inositol-tetrakisphosphate 1-kinase b. Gene Ontology annotation, biological process: inositol trisphosphate metabolic process. The coding region runs from base 300 to 1523 and encodes 407 amino acids. The transcript has 11 exons. NCBI's taxonomy places the organism in Eukaryota, Metazoa, Chordata, Actinopteri, Pleuronectiformes, Soleidae. Gene Ontology annotation, molecular function: inositol-1,3,4-trisphosphate 6-kinase activity; inositol-1,3,4-trisphosphate 5-kinase activity; ATP binding. Gene Ontology annotation, cellular component: cytoplasm. The record is from RefSeq and is a predicted model, not a curated record.